CUCCAAGGCUACCUAAUCGCCCAUUCAUUCGAUCAUCAUGGCCCAUCUCAUGUCUCUCCCAGUGGAGUUGCUGGAGAGAAUCACACACUUUAUUGCAAAUGAUGCCACCCCCGAGAACGAGCUGGCCUUUAAGGACGGCUUCGACUGGCGUCCCCUUCACAAUCUAUCGUUAACAUGCAAAAGAUUCCACGAUCUCGCCUAUCCACUGGUCCACACAAUGGUACAGACACCUGAAAACCCCCUCAUCUUUCUCAAACGACCACAAUUGGCUGCGUUGGUGAAGAAUCUCAUGGUCGAAUGUGCAGGGGAGCUCGAGUACCCGUCAGAAGACGAGGGGCUCUUCGAAGAAGUAUCAGCACAAUACGAGCCUCUCGAAGUCGACCCAGAAACUGGCGACCCCGUAGACGAAGACCUAGACGGUGAUAAGGACUUUACGCUUAGCAUGGCAUGCCUGCUACCCUGUCAAAACGUCGAGCGUCUCUUUCUAGACAUACGAGAUUACUCUGAUUACGGGCCUAGAGUUGUACCCCAAGCGCUACAUAAGCUGACCUUUGUCCAUUUACAAGAACUCUUUGUGAGUUUUGAGGGGGAACCCGGCUACGCCCCUAUGAACAACGCCAUGGCUGCCGUUAUCCGCCAAGCGCCAAAUCUCCAAAAGUGUUAUUUUGACAGCGUGGACACCACCUACGCCUUGGAUACCACUUACACUCAAGACACCUAUGGAAGCAACAGCGUAAAGGAGCUCAUCUUUCAUUAUUCCAUGAUUACCGAAGAAUUCUGCGAGGUCAUCUUUGCCAAUUUCCCGCGCCUCGAACGCUUCAGCUACCAACCUUAUGUCAAAGAUUACGCCAGAGUGAGCGUUACAGCAGGCGAGAUUCAACGCCAGAUUGUGCGCCACGGGCAAAAGCUUCGGUAUCUAGGCCUCGACUUCCACUUGGAGCCAGAGAGGCGAGAUCCGGUUGUGAAUUUCGUAGACUGGCCGUCUCUGGAAGAGGUUCUCAUCUGCAAAAAAGCCUUGAUAUUGCAGCCAGAUAUGUCGGCGGAUUCAUAUGUUGCUUGUUUGCCACAGAGUAUUCGGAAGAUAUACGUUGGGGAAAGUUAUGAGGGAGAUUUUGAUGUGCUGAAGAAGCUUGCAAAGGCAGCUGGGUGGCUGCCAAAGCUGGAAGCGGUCCUUGUUGGAGAGUUGUUUGCAAAGGAUGCAAAUAAAUUCACCGAACUGAAGGAUGCGUUUUCUGCUGCUAAUGUCGAGCUUGUAGUGGAAAAGAAGGAUUGAAUGAUAAUCUAGUUGGCAAAGGAAGGAUAUGGGGUAGACACCAAACACAGCUAGUACAU
Molecule: messenger RNA, 1332 nt
Organism: [Torrubiella] hemipterigena
Lineage: Eukaryota; Fungi; Ascomycota; Sordariomycetes; Hypocreales; Clavicipitaceae
Source: the annotation of a GenBank genome assembly